Messenger RNA from Fundulus heteroclitus (mummichog), 1345 nucleotides. RefSeq names its product nudix (nucleoside diphosphate linked moiety X)-type motif 18 (gene nudt18). The record is from RefSeq and is a predicted model, not a curated record. Lineage: Eukaryota; Metazoa; Chordata; Actinopteri; Cyprinodontiformes; Fundulidae. The coding region runs from base 141 to 1157 and encodes 338 amino acids. Gene Ontology annotation, molecular function: magnesium ion binding; 8-oxo-dGDP phosphatase activity; 8-oxo-GDP phosphatase activity. The transcript is spliced from 7 exons.
UCUGUUUUCAGGUGGCCGCGGUAGAAAGCGAUGCAAACAGAAAGCAUCUGACAGCCUGACGGGUCGUCAGCGUUUGUUUGGAGCCAGAUUCCUUCUGGGAGUUGUAGUCCAUCCGGAGACGGUCGGUUUCUGCAGAUGACAUGGAGGUGACGGCAAAGGAGCGGCGGCAGGUGGAGGAGCAGGUGGAGCAGCUGCUGAGCGGCCAGGGGUCAGAGGUCACCCUCUGUGACGUGGGUCUGGAGCUGAGCAAGCCAGCGGCUCUGAGGAAGAACGUAUCCUACAUCGUCUGCGGCGUUAUUUUCAACGAUAAGGAGGAGGUGCUGAUGGUGCAGGAGGCCAAGCAGGACUGCUACAAGCAGUGGUACCUCCCCGCAGGCAGGGUGGAGGUGGGGGAGAGCCUGGAGGAGGCGCUGAGGAGGGAGGUGAAGGAGGAGGCGGGCUUUGACUGCCAGCCAAUCACGCUGCUGCUGGUCCAGGAGCAGGGCCCGCAGUGGAUCCGCUUCAUCUUCCUGGCCCGGCUCACAGGAGGAAGCAUCAAGACUCUGACGGCAGCAGACCAGGAGUCCCUUCAGGCGUCCUGGUGGGACAGACAGUCGUCCCUCCCCCUCCGAGGACGGGACAUCCUCCGCCUCAUCGAAUACGGACUCAGGUACCACAGGAAUCCAUGGCACCCGGCCACGCUGCCGCUGGACAUGAGCUGCCGCCACAUCGUCCAGCGGCUCCUCCUGGUGUUUGUCGGCGCCGAGAAGCGGCUCUGGAUCCUGCUGACCCGAGCCCCGACGCUCCACCCCCCCACGGCGGCGGCCCUGAGGACCCACGCUGUGACCUGGGCCGCCAACAUGGUGGUCCAGGAGGCCAUGCCGGCGUCCUACUACGACCACGACGUCAACACGCUGGGCGUGAUCAGCCUGCAGCACGACGGCCGCCAGCACGGCAAGACGGACGGCGUCUGCUUCAACACGCUGGCGGCGCUGGUGCCGGACCGGCCGCAGCGGGACGAGGACGGUUUGGCGGAGGAGUGGCCGGCGCCGCUGACGCCUCCGGCGGUGGAGAACCCGCGGUACGUCUGGGUGGAGGUGCAGGAGCCCGCGCUGAAAGAGAGACUGCUGCGGGAAACCCAGAACCCCGCCCUGGUGCCGAUCCACAGCCUGUACUGAGCCCGGCACCGUGCACGAGCACGUGCACACAGGAAGUCGCUGUUGUUGGACUCUUAUUGUGAAGGAACACACGUUUCAGGUCUGAUUCUGGACUCAUGUAAUAAUGAGACCCCAGCUGCUGUUCCCUAGGAACCAGGGUUCUCCUGGUAUCUCCAGCUUCUGGGGCCUCGUGGUCAGGAGCUGCACUG